Molecule: messenger RNA, 2642 nt
Organism: Tigriopus californicus
Lineage: Eukaryota; Metazoa; Arthropoda; Copepoda; Harpacticoida; Harpacticidae
Gene: sav
Exons: 7
Coding region: 208-2340 (710 amino acids)
Biological process (GO): apoptotic process; regulation of cell population proliferation; hippo signaling
Molecular function (GO): protein binding; molecular adaptor activity
Source: RefSeq, a predicted model, not a curated record
GUCAUAGAAUUUCAGGCUCAUCCACCAAAUUCACCUCAAUUUUAUCAUUUUGAACAGUGCCUACCGAUCUUAUCAUAUUUUUACCGUGGUCCAUUUUCGUAGAUGCCAGCCCAGAUGCGGUUAGCCGCACCAUAUACUCAUGGGGGCGGGCUCUCUCUGUUGGGUGGUGUCCGUUCUGGCUUGAUGACGAAUUGUUGAUCGAUCCUCAUGCCUUCCAAACGUCAGAGUGCCUCAGCGGGCAAGGAAUGGCGGUCCAGUUCGGAUCCGGCGGCGGCUUUGGGCGGGACCUACGUCAAAAGAGACACGCCUCUCAACUUGCCCAGUAGCGACACGUAUUUGGGACAGAAUCAGUUCGCGCGCCGGGAUCCCAAUGGACCGUCCGAUCGAGGACCGAAUCGCCCGCGCUCCGAAUCUGGCAACUCUUCUCCCAUGGGCGUCUUUCAGCGAUCUCGAGGCUUGGCCGCCGGCAUGUCGCUCUAUCGACCAGGGGCCCGGGAAAUCCUCAGUCAAAAGCCGCCCAAACCAGAGCCAGUCCGCAGGUACAGUCAUCACGGCGUGGAUGUCCGGGGUCUGAUGAACUCCUCCCUCGACCAUUCGGGCAUGGUCAUGCCCGUGGGCUCGCAUACCGCUCUAUUUCCAGCCCCGGAUGACAGGUCGGGCACGCUUGGCGGCCUUAUGGAGGACUUCCAUCAGGCCUCCCCGAACGUGUCGGGCCUCGUGUGUCCCUCCAAUAUUGUGCUCGUGUCUCCGUCACCAUACCAAAACGUGGGGUCGUUUCAGUCGCCGGAUUCCCACGGGAGCUUCGGGACCCGGUCUCCCCUGAUUAGUCGUCAGAACCUGCCUCAGCAUUUAGCCACGGCCAGUCCUUUGUCACAUAGCUUCUCCCAGCCGUACUUGGCCGCAUCCUUGACCCCAUCGGCCAGCAUGGAUAAGUUGUCCAAUUCAAUGUCACAGUUGAACAAUGGACCCAUGCCGGUAUCGCAAGUGAGUGUUGUGGCCUCGGUGCCCAAUCCGAUGUUGUCUUUCCAUAAGCAGGUGACUCAAUCGGCGCAUGACAAAGUCCUCUUGAGCCAAUCACUCCUCGACCAGGAAUCUCAGGAUACCUUGGGUCCGAUGGGUGGCCUGCAACUUCAGGUUGUGCGUCCUUCCUCGGGAUUUUUGGAUUUCGUGUCACCCUCACCAGGGCAUUUUGUUCCGUCCGUGUCCGCCAACUCUACUGUCCGACUUCAUUCAGGAGCCAAUGGACCCGCCGUGACCUCGGGCUCGGGAUUUUCCAAAGGUGGAUCUCUCUCACCGUCUGUUCUUCGUCAUUCAACCCAUCCAAAUUCGUCUUUGGCCCAAGGCCCUGCCGCAGCUGGGGCUCAAUAUAAUCCCCGCGAUCCCUUGGCGGGUCUGUAUAGUCCUAAAGCCACGCACAGUCCCUUGGAUUACCGGGUUAGCAAGGACUUCACGACCAAGCCCACUGCUACCUUUAACCCUCCAUCAGGAUUCGCCACGGAGCUCGUUCCUGCUACUCUGGCUCUCUCCGACCGCCAAUCGUCGGCCUCGGUUCAAAGCCUUCAGCCGACCAAGGACAUAGUGGUCUCUAGAGAUCUGGAUUCUACUUUGCCCAUGGGAUGGUCCGUGGGGUUCACCAAACGGGGUCGAAAAUACUUUAUCGAUCACAAUACCAAGACGACCCAUUGGUCGCAUCCGCUUGAGAAAGAAGGGCUACCAACCGGUUGGGAGCGUAUAGAGUCUCCUGAAUUCGGUGUCUACUAUGUCAAUCACAUUUGUCGCCAGGCGCAAUACGAGCAUCCUUGUGCCUCUCAAUAUCUGUGUCCCACCAAUCCCAGGCCAGCAAUCAAUCAUCAGCUCCAAGUCCCAAUCCACACCCACUUCCAUCCACCUCACGUGCUUGUUCCACCCAACCCUUACAUUCACGAGGAGAUCCCCAUUUGGCUUCGCGUAUAUUUUAAGGCCAGCCCAACCUUGGACCACCAUUUGAAGUGGCCCAUGUUUGAGCUGCACGAGCUUGAGUGCUUCGAGGCCAUGCUGAACCGUCUCUUCAGAGAUGAGCUUGAAGAGUUAGUGAUGCGUUAUGAAGCCAUGCGAACCACCAUCACCAUGGAAUUGGAGAGUGAGGCCCGAUUUCGGCGAAGCUCUAUAGCCAGUGGAGUCAUCACGGAACUCCCGCCGGACAACGUCCUCACACGCACUGCAGAUGCUGUCGAGGAACAGACCGAAAUCGAGGAGGAGGAUCUCUUUCUCACGGAGUCAUUUGCCCAUCCCAUUCACACGGCCCAUGCCUCUCCAGUGGUUUACGCUUGCGCCUUGGCCGGAACUGAAGAGGGAUCUUGAUUUGACUGUAAGAGGUCCCCAAUCAAUCACCAAUAUCAUCUCUUCCGCCACUUCAUUUGUGCCUUUUCUAUCCUGUGAUAAUCGAAUGACCUUUAUCAGGCAUGAGAAUGGACCCGCGCGCCAACGUCCAAGUCGGAUCGAUUCCGCCAGACCAUCAUUUAAGACAAAUUCAACCAAAGCUAGCAAUACCCCCGCCUAUCUACCAAGCUACCAUGUACUAUUAUACACAUGCCACGUAUCUAUUUGUCAAUUUUGUUCCAACAACUUCUAUCGUACGGUGAACUAUAUCCAAAACGAUCUUA